This is a messenger RNA of Gekko japonicus, 945 nucleotides long. RefSeq names its product olfactory receptor 52D1-like. Gene Ontology annotation, biological process: G protein-coupled receptor signaling pathway. Bases 1 to 945 code for a protein of 314 amino acids. Lineage: Eukaryota; Metazoa; Chordata; Lepidosauria; Squamata; Gekkonidae. The transcript has a single exon. The record is from RefSeq and is a predicted model, not a curated record. Gene Ontology annotation, cellular component: membrane. Gene Ontology annotation, molecular function: olfactory receptor activity; G protein-coupled receptor activity.
AUGCCCGCUGCCAACCACAGCAGCCUGGUUCCCCAGUGGUUCUUCCUCAUCGGCAUCCCGGGCCUGGAGGAGUUCCACCUCUGGUUCGCUAUCCCCUUGUGCCUCAUGUACGCUGUGGCAUUGCUGGGCAACCUGGUGCUAACGGUGGCCAUCGCCCUGGAGCCCGCCCUCCACCAGCCGAUGUACGUCUUCCUCGCCAUGCUCGCGACCACCGACGUGGUGUUGUCCUGCACCACGGUCCCCAAGGCCCUCGGCAUCUUCUGGUUCCACUCCCGGGCCAUUUCCUUCGGGGCCUGCCUUGCCCAGGUGUUUUUCAUCCACUUCGUCUCCGCCAUGGAGUCUGCCAUUCUGCUGGCUAUGGCCUUUGACCGCUACGUGGCCAUCUGCCACCCCCUGAGGCACGCGGCCAUCUUGACGCACGCGGUGAUCCGGAGGGUAGGGCUGGCGUCUUUCCUGCGGGCUUUCUCGGCCGUGGUGACCCUGGUUUUCCUCCUGCGCAGGCUGCCCUACUGCGGACGCCAGGUCAUCCCGCACACCUAUUGCGAGCACAUGGGGGUGGCGCGCCUGGCCUGCGCCGACAUCACUGUCAAUGUGGUGUAUGGCUUGACCGCUGCUAUGUCCACUCUGGGGAUCGACUCCAUGCUCAUCUGUGCGUCCUACGUGCUGAUCGUCCGUGCCAUCUUCCGGCUCCCGACCAAAGAAGCCCGCCACAAGGCCCUGGACACCUGUGGGUCUCACAUCUGUGUCAUACUGAUGUUCUACACCCCUGCUUUCUUCUCCUUCAUUACCCACCGGUUUGGUCACCAGAUCCCCCGCCACGUCCACAUCCUGCUGGCCAACCUCUACGUGAUCGUCCCCCCCAUGCUGAACCCCAUCAUCUACGGGGUGAAAACGAAGCUGAUUCGGGAAGGGAUCACACGCCUGUUCUUGGGGAAGCGCUUCUGA